AUGUCAAUGGUCAACGAAGAUGUUCUUUGGCUCGAGCCACUCUUUUUCGAUUAUAAUAUUACUAUGGUUGAAGCAACAUUUAGUUAUCAAAUUCAAUCAGCAUCAAAUCCUUCAUCACCAUCUAUGUCAAUUUUAACUGUAACAACAUCAUCUGUUACUACAGCACUUUCCAAUCAUAAUCGCUUUGUUGUUCUUAAAUGGUCUGUUAGAAUUAUCGGUAGUUUAUUAAUUGUCAUCGGUGGUAUUGGUAAUACUCUAUCAGCAUUAACACUUAGCCGAAAAAAAUUACGAGCUCAAGUUACAUCAAUUUAUCUCAUUGCUUUAGCAUUAUCUGAUCUUGGUAAUGUUUUCUUUAGUGUAUUAAAUUUCUAUCUUAUUCGUAUUGAUCCCGAACAAAAUAUGCGUUUAUAUAGCAAUAUAACAUGCAAAUUACAUAUAUUUUUUACUUAUUAUUUUAUUAAUCUAUCUCCAACAUUACUUGUUGCUGUUAGUGUUCAACGUUAUCUUGCUGUAGCUAAACAUCAUUAUUCUAAACGACAUUGUACUGUUAAAAAUGCCUAUAUAAUUAUUAGUUUUAUUUGUUUAUUUUCCGUCUUGAUACAAUUACAUUGGGCAAUAUUUUAUAAACUUCAAUUCGUACCUAUAAAACAAGGUUCAACAUCAUUAAAUCGUACAAUAUUAUAUAGACGUGUAUGUAAUAUAACAGCAAAUGAUCCACAUUAUGUAUGGUUUCGUUCGAAUAUGAUUGGAUAUAUUCAAUGGUUUUUCUUUACAUUAUGUCCAUUUGUUGUUAUGUUAAUACUUAAUUCAUUAAUAUUAAAAGUUAUUGCAUCAGCACGUCGUAUUCAAGAACGUAUUAAUCAAAAAAAUCAACGUAAAAAAGCUAAACAACGAAAUAUGACAAUAAUGCUUUUAUCUGUCUCAUGUGUAUUUAUAUUAUUAACAGCACCUGCAUCAACAUUUAUGGCAUUUGGACAUUUAUUUAAUAAUUUACACGGACCCAAUUCACAAUCAUUAUGGACAAUGUUUUCAUUAAUUUAUUAUGCAAAUACAGCAGCGAAUUUUUUAUUAUAUUUUUUAACAGCUAAUGUUUUUCGUCAAGAACUUCGUGUUAUGAUUUUUACUAUUCCAAUAUGUAAAAAAAUUUUACCUGAAUAUGCUCGAAUAAGUUUAGCACAUGCUGGUCUUCCUACUAUUGCUGAGGGCGGAGGCGGUGGGCAAGGAUUAGGUACAACAACAAAUGCUGGCUACGGAAAGAAUACUCAAAGGACUACUUUUCCUCUAGUUAAUUCAACAGCGCAUUAUCAAAAUGAGAAGACAACAGAAUAUCAUCGAAAACGUAAUGGAAGUGAUGGAACAGCAGUAGAUUUGACUAUUAAUCGAAAUGAUCUUUUACAUCCGGAAAAUAAUAAUACUCAUAUUUUAAAAGAUGCAGAUUCACGAUUAUGA
Adineta steineri is the source of this 1449-nucleotide messenger RNA. The record is from the annotation of a GenBank genome assembly. NCBI's taxonomy places the organism in Eukaryota, Metazoa, Rotifera, Eurotatoria, Adinetida, Adinetidae.